AUGGGUAGUGCUAGAGCGACAGGAGUGUACAUGUGCAUCAUCCUCGUCAUCUUUGCGAUAGUCUCUUCUAACUCCAGCGCGUACCAGGUGCUGGACGUGAAAGACGACAUCAUGCAAAACUGCAGGUUUUACAUCUUCAAAAAUCUCGGUACACCGGACCCGAAAUAUAGUAGCCUCUGCUGCCAGGACGUACGACGAGCAAACGUCGUAAAUAUUUGUCAGCAGUUUACUGACCAGGACAAGGCAAAAAUUGAUCUAUGGAAAUGGGCUAGGGUAACAAGAAUGUGUGGGAACGCCUUGGCCAUAGGAACCAAUUGUGCAGGCUACGUUGUUCAUUCAGCUGCACAGUGA
Molecule: messenger RNA, 351 nt
Organism: Miscanthus lutarioriparius
Lineage: Eukaryota; Viridiplantae; Streptophyta; Magnoliopsida; Poales; Poaceae
Source: the annotation of a GenBank genome assembly